AUGGAGAUGGAAGUGGGCCCGGCGUCCUCCCGCGGUGCCGUUGCCAUGGAGAUGCAGCGCAGCGCUCAGUGGAAGGUGGAAGAAGAGAGCGAAGGCAGAACGCAGCUCGACGCCCAGGAGUAGGAGCGGCAGGAUCUCGUGCAGAACCCGGGACAGCGCCGGAGCCGCGCGCCACCUUUCUGUCCGGAGCACUACUACCUGCUCAUUGGGGAGGUGUCCACUGACGAGCAGCAACUGCGGUGUGUCGCAGAACACAUCAGACACGGAAUUUGCUCGUGGGACAUAAGCCUCACUUCCUGUGAUCUGGACCAGCAGUUGCAACUCUUUGUGACCCGACACUCUGCCCAUUUCUCUUCAAAGAUCAGAGGUCAAAGAACUCUACACCAUAAAGGUGAUGCCCUUGAAACAGUUGUCUUAGUAAAUCCAUCAGAUGAUACAGUUGUGUCUGAGGUCUGGUCCUUGAUCUGUGACACAUCAGUGCACAAGCUACUGGUUGUGAGUGGUCAGAGUACCGAACCAGGUGGGGACCUCAUUUUGCAAAGUGGAGUGUUCACCUUCCAGUGCUUAUCUGACAUUUUCACUGAUCCUGAGGUUCGUCAUCUGCUGGCCAGUGCAAGCCCACAGCAGAGGGCCCAACUCACACUGUUCUGGCAGGGGGAGGGGAACUGGGGUGGCCUGGGGCAACAGAAUCCUCUUAUCCAGGAUCUCCUGGAGUAUAGAUUAAACCCUGAACCUGUGCUGCAGGACAUGGAGGGGGUAACUGAAUUCACUGAGUAUAUCUCAGAAACAGUGGAUGUCCCAUCACCCUUUGACCUUCUGGAGCCUCCAACUUCAGGGGGUUUUUUAAAGCUGUCCAAACCAUGCUGCUACAUCUUCCCUGGAGGGAGAGGAGACUCUGCUUUGUUUGCAGUGAAUGGCUUCAACAUUCUUGUGGAUGGAGGUUCUGAACGAAAAUCAUGCUUCUGGAAACUUGUCAGACAUCUGGACCGCAUUGACUCUAUCCUUCUCACCCAUAUUGGGGCAGAAAAUCUCCCAGGAAUCAAUGGACUCCUUCAGAGGAAGAUUGCAGAGCAAGAAGAGGAGCAAUCCCAAGGUUCUACCACUUACAGCAAUUGGAUGAAGAACCUCAUCUCACCAGAGCUGGGUGUGGUGUUUUUCAAUGUGCCUGAGAAGCUACGAAUGCCUGAGUCUACAUUGAAAGUGAAACGGAGCAUUGAAGAGGCUUCCCUCACACUCCAGUACCUUAACAAACUGGGGAUCAAGCCUGAGCCUCUUUUUAGAGUGGUUAGCAACAUUGUUGAGCCCAUCACCCUUUUCCACAAAAUGGGUGUGGGUAGAUUAGACAUGUACAUUUUGAACCCUGUAAAAGAUAGCAAGGAAAUGCAGUUUCUCAUGCAGAAGUGGGCAGGGAACAGCAAGGCUAAGACUGGAAUUGUCCUUCCUAAUGGGAAGGAAGCAGAAAUAUCUGUUCCAUAUUUGACAUCUGUCACUGCUCUUGUGGUGUGGCUUCCUGCCAGCCCUACUGAAAAGAUUGUUAGAGUGCUGUUUCCAGGUAAUGCACCCCAAAACAAAAUUUUUGAGGGACUUGAAAAGUUAAAGCAUCUGGAUUUUUUGAGGUACCCAGUUGCCACUCAAAAAGAUAUGUCUUCUGGGACUCCUUUACCUGUUAUUAAACAAACAAAAAUAAAGCAAAGAACUGACAGUAAAGAGAGUCUUAAAUCUUCCCCAAAAACACACAUAACAAAGGGUACAAAAAGAGAACCUGAAGAUGAUGUGUCAGUGGCAGAAACCAAGAGUGACUCUAUCAAAGAAAACAAAUUUGAAAAAAAAGAGAAGAAGAUAAAAGAAACUGAUAGAACCACAAAACCUCUGAAGGCAUCUGACCCAGCAAAGCUGGAAAAAAAGAAACUCUUAAAAGAGAAAUCUGUUAAAAAACAAACCAAGGAACGGAUGUCAAAGAUGGAUGAGAAAAAGGAUAAAGAAAAGAAAGAGAUCAAGAAAGAAAGACGUGAAGUGAAGAGAGAUGACAUAACUAAAAAAGACGAGAAAAAAGACAUCAAAGUUAAAGAGGAUAAAAAAAAAGAUGCAGCUAAGAGUGAUCUUAGAAAGAUCACAAAACCUGAUCUUAAGCCAUUCAGCCCAGAGGUCAGAAAGACUCUGAACAAGGCUAAGGUUCAUACAAAACCGAAGACAGAGAAAACCAAAGAUAAAAAAAUGGUGAGGGAGCAAGCCAUUCAGCCAGCUCUGCCAGUUGGUUCAACCACAGAAGACACACCUUCAACUACAGAAAUGCCAGUGGUUGUAGAGAGCAGGUCCACUGUCUCUUCCCCAGAAGAUCUGACUAAGGACUUUCAGGAACUGAAAAAAGAAGAUAUUUCAAAGCCAGAAACUGAGCUCCUUCAUGACAACCCAACACUACCUGAGCAACUUGUAAAUAAUGCUGUAGUACCAAGCCCUUCUAUGGAGGGAGAUAAAAAACUGGUAAUCAUGUCUGUGACCAAAACAGACACAAAUCUCCCAUCCCUGGAGCCUGCUGAUGAGGGAAUAAUAAUCACACAUGUUGAUCCAGAAUCCCCAUGUCAGGCAAAGCAGAUUUUAAAGCAGGAUGAGGCUGGGCUACAAUCAGAAGGUGAGGAGAAGUUUCAGAGUGAGAAUGAAGUCAUAAAGAAGGAAGAGCAGAAGACAGAAAAAGGCAUGAAAGAAAUUGAAAAAAACAAAAUGGAGCCAGAACAGGAUACAAAACCAGGUUUUGAGAUCGACCAAAAAACGGGGAGUGAGAUUAAAGAGGUUGAGAGAGUGAACCAGAAAUUUGCAGAACAGAAAAAAGAAGAAAAACAUAUGUCACAGGUAGAAAAGACAGAGCUGUUUAAAAAGAGUGAACCUGAGGAUAAAGGGGAAGAGGAAGGGGAUUUAAUUGAAAAAGCAGAGGCUGAGGAAGCUGAGGGUCUAAAUUUGGUUGGAGAAAAUGAGAUGAAAGGUAAAAUUGAAGAUACAAAAGAGAAAUUCAACAAGCAGUUUGACUCUAAAUCAAAAGAGCCACAUUAUCCAGUAAAAGAGGAAGAUGGUGGUGUAUAUCAGUCCAAUAUAUGUGGUGCUACAGCUGCAGCAGAGAAUGUUUCUUAUAUCCAGGAUGAGACCAUUCCUGGUUAUUCUGAAACUGAGCAGACAAUUUCUGAUGAGGAGACUGAAGACAGAAUAACACACCUCCGUUAUGAAGUGAGUACUUAUGAUAUAUCUGUUCCUGAUGAACCAGGCUCUUUCGAUUCCAUCCAUGGCAUGAGAGAGAUGAAAGCAGCAGCUGUGCCUGAGGCAAUUGACUUGACAGCUAAGAAAGCUAUUGAGGGACCAGACCCAGCUUUAGUAGUGUAUUCCACUAAUAUUGUUGCUGCACCCCUAGCAGAGGAAGAACACAUUUCUUCAGCCACAUCUAUCACAGAGUGUGAUAAAUUAUCAUCUUUUGCCACGUCUGUUGCUGAGGAUCAAUCUAUAGCAUCUGUAACAGCACCUCAAACUGAAACUGAAACUGAAACUGGGAAAAGCUCAUCUUCUCUCCUGGACACAGUCAACAGCAUUCCUUCAUCUACUCACACUGAGGCUACCCAGGGAAAGGAGUACCUACACUCUGCAGGUACUAUUUCACCUACUUCAUCCUUGGAAGAAGACAAGUGUUUCAAAACAAGUCCAACUGAGGAAUCCCAGCCUAUUGUACCAGAAACAGUGAGCGGAAGAAAGAUCAUACAGAUGCAAGAUGAAGAAGAAGAGGAAGAAGAGGAAGAUGAAGACCAAACCCCAAACGCUGACAUUCCACUUAGCAAGCUCCAUGAAGGUUAUGCCUCUCCAUCUGUGCUACAUGAUGCAGGGAAAGAUUUUGACAAAAGCCAAUUAUCUGUAUCUGAUAAAAAUGGAAGUACACUUACUAAAAGACUUCCUUCUCCUCCGUCAUACUCUGCUUCUUUGAUGGCAGAGUCUAGUAUUUUCCCAGACAACGAAGACAGGUGUCUAAGUCUGGAGGACAGCACUAUGAAAAUGGCCUCCCCUACACAGUCUGGACCAGUCAGUCCAGGACAUACUCCUUUUCAUCAGUCACCUGUAGAGGAUAAGACUGAAGUGUCACCAGAGCAAGCACAAAAGAAAGCCGAGACAGAAAGUCAAAAAAUAGCUCCCACUGAGGAUGAGAGAAAGGAUGACUUGUGUGAACAAGUUCAUCUUGUAGAUGUGGACAAGUUUAUGGCAUUUGAAAAAGACACUGUGUUAACAUCUAUUGCACAAAAACAGGAGACAGGGGUUGUCCUUGGUAUCAAGGAAGAAGCUCAAGAAAAACAAGAGAUUAAAUUUGAUGUAUCUGAUGAGUUAACACAAAGUAAAGAUGUGUCUCAAGCUGAAACCGAUCAUAAGACUGAUUCUCAGAUACAGGACAUUGUUCGGGAAAGGGUAAAGUUUGAAGAAACAGAUGAUGAAGAAGAGGAAGACUGUAAUGGAAAGGAGGUCAGACUGUGUAGUAAAACUAAAUUCAUUGAGGAAAAAGAGAGUAGGUUCCUAGAUGAUGAUGACAUUUAUGAAGAAAAGUCCCCCAGUGAAGGUGUAAUGGAAGAAUUAGACAAAAGACAAGAAGAAUACAAAAUCUUUGUAUCAGCUUAUUUACAGACCACAACAGCUGUGUCAGACAAAACACAGGAUGUUUCUUUUAAGGAGAAAGAACGUGAACCUCAGGCUUUGUACUCAGAAGAGGAAGAAGCCGUAUGUAAAGGUGGAGCAGGGUCAAGACCAUUGUCACUGGAGCAUAGUCAGUUAGAUUAUAUGACUCAUGAUACUACAUCUGCACUCCUAUCCCAGAUUACCUUAACUAGUCAUAUUGAUUUUACUGAUAAACUUGGUGACACAUUAUGUAAAGAGGAAGCACUCCCUACUGAUGCCAAAGAGCAAGUGACAUAUGUACAUGAAAUUUCCCCUGAACCUGAACAUGACAGAACAUUCCAAAAUAAAACAGAAACGAUAUCAUCAGAGGCUACAUAUAGCCACUCGAUUAUUCAUCCUACCACAAAGACAUCUGUAGGUGAGGUACUGUCAGUCUCAGAAAAGCUGUGUAUUGCUCAGGAACCCUACGAACCCAAAGAGCCGUUUCCCGAAGAAGAUGACUAUCACACCAAAGAAAUAGUGAGUCGAGCUGCUAAAGCAGAUGAGAAAUCAGAGAUGGAGAGAAAUUGGCAGACAGAGAAAAAACACAGGGCUGCAUCACCGUCACCUUCUUCAUGUUUCCUCCUAGAAAAAGAAGUGACGGAAAAGUCUUCAGACAAGGAAAAUGAUACUGACGAAAAGUUAGUUGCAAAGAAUGAUGAGUGGGAAUUAAAGGAGAAACUUCAUUAUUCCAGUGGAGGUGACCAAUCAGAAAAGACAGAUAUGGAUGAAAAGAUUACACUUAAACCAUCAGCUAAUGGAAGAGAUUAUGAAAUUGAAGCUCCAUUUCCACUAGUAGAAGAAAAGAAUAAAAAUGAUGUCUGCUAUUCGCCACCAUUAGCUAAAACAGAGACAGGAGUUAAUUUAAGUCCUCAUGCUUUCCUUCUUCAUGAAGAUCAUGAGCAAGGUCAGAAGGAAGAAAGUGAACAGGAGAUCAGACAAGAUACCCCUUAUGUACAUGGCAAGACCUUUACAUAUACUGAAAUUUAUGAACACAAAUCAGCCACAGAGAAGGAAUCAUAUUCAUUUGCUUUAAGUCAUCAGCAAGAGCAUUCUGAUAGCUGUGACAAAGACACAUAUAUGGAAGAGAUAAGAAAAACUGACCUCUCACCAUCCUACCCAGAAGAAUAUAAAGAUAAAAAUGAGAUGUCAUCCAAAGCUGGUACAUCUCUCUCUAGCACAUACCACAAAGAAGAACUGCCAUCAGUAGCAUCAGGACAUUUUAACCUGGAUGCCCACCUCUGUAUGACUUCCUCUCAGUCCUAUGUUUUUGAGAAAAGAGAGAGAGAGAAUAUCACAGACAAAGAGAAGCAAUCUGCUAAGUCAGAGAAAGAGUCACAUAAGACUGAAAAACAUGGAACAUGUUCUAGCCACAUUUCACCUGACCACAAAGGUCUCAUUUCAUCUAUUGCAAAAACUGACAGCCACGCCAGCACAGUUUCGUACACUGUACCCUUAGAGAAGUCUUUAAAUAACAUUCUUGGUUCUGAGUACACUUGUCAAGCCAGUUCUGCUGCAAGUCAGUCAAUAAGUCACUAUGAAAAAGAGGAAGCUCUGCAUAGGGGAGAUAUAACAUUAGUAACGGGUGAAGAUUAUGAAGACGAUGAUGAGGAGGAGGAUGAUGAUGACAAUGGUGGUGAUGAAGAAGGGACAGGAGAAGAGGAGGAUGCCAGUGACUCAGAUUUGGAAAAGGGUGCCAAAGAGACAUCUGAGAAGGAAUCAAAAAGUCAAUAUGGUGCUGCUGCUGCAUUAACACUCCCAAAAAUUGAAGCAAAGGAAGAUAAGAAGGAGGCCAUUUCUUACAAACAGGACUACAGCACUGAAAACCAAGAUAAACCCUCAAUGACCAUAGCAAUUUCUGAGUCCAUUAACAGCAGCAGUAUACAAAACAUAAAGUCUGAGGAUUCUAAAGAGAAACAUACUGGGGAAACUACCUUUCUCUUCACUGGAGGCUGCAAUGAGUUAAGAUCCAUAAACUCUAAGGAGCACUCUCCUGGGCCUGACUAUUAUUGUGAAGACAGUAAGGACACUCUCCACUCCAGUCAGUCAAGAGGCAAAGAUGAUUUUCACAGUCCUGAUCAUUUAACUAAGGAAUGUGAAGGAAAGUACUAUCGUAGUGAUAAAGAAACCGAUAAAGACUUUCUGUUGGAAAAAGAGAAGUCAGCUGAGAGUGAAAAACCUGUGGAUGUCGAUCCCUUAGGUUUCACCUACACCACCACAUUUGCCACAGCAUACUCUUCUUCUUCAUCUUACACUUACUCUUCCUCCACCCCUGCAUCUCUGUCAACUAGCCGUCAGUUUGGAGAGGAGCCAGACACUCCUGCUGUUGUUUCAGAUUCAUUUUACAAGCUGGAUCCAGACAGUGCUGGCUUAGAAUACUCCUCUUUCAAAGAGGAGCACUCCCUUGUGAUAGAUUCACCUUUUUCAAGUUCUGGGGGGUUGCUGAAAGAUGAAUAUCUAGAGGUUUCAGAAAAGCAGGCCACCGGUACCACAGCUGUAGAGACAACUUCCAGCCUUACAAAGUUCUCCACUCUCAGUCCAUUUGAUGAGACAAGUCCCAGUUCUUCAAUGGAUGAUAAGAAGGAGACUCUGCAAGGCUCCAUAAAGGACAACAGACUGCAUACCAAUCUCUUUUAUAAGCCUGAAUGGGUCGAUGACUCCAGGUUGUCUGAAAGUUCUGAAGCAGUCUACUCUCAGCUGUUGCAGUCUUCUGAGAUGGAGUCUAAAGUACAAGUGUUGCAUGAUUCUUCCUCGCUGCAGGAAUCAAAUUUAUUAUACAAACAUGUUUUAGAAGAAGCAGAAGAUAGUGAGGAAGAAGCUUAUCCAUGUGAAAAGGAACAGUUUACUGUUCCAAGCCCAAAGGAAUGCCAAAGUUCUCUACCCAGCCAAGGUUAUCUAGAUAGGAAACCACAGUCCUUAUCUGAGCAGGUGUUUGGCUCAACAAUCAACAACACAAGCUCUCUUCCUGAUGCCCUCAUGUCUCCCCAACAGGAGUCUGUACAGUCAGCAACAGCAAAUGGACCCACGGAAGUAAACUUAAGUCCACCAGGAGCUCCCUGUGCAACAGAACAAAACUCUGGUGCAGAACUGUCAAGUCUGGGUGAAGUAGGGAGAAGUGUAGGGAGGGGAAAGGAGGAGGAACAGAGCAGACCAUUUGGGCAUGAAGGACAAAAGCUUCAAGAAGCAUCUGAAAUUGCUUCAUCUUUGCCAUAUAAAGAAGAGGAUAAUGCAGAACAUGAAGAGUCAGAGUGUCCCACUCGUCCUCUGUCUCUGGGAUCAACUGAUACAGCCUUUCACUCUUCCUUCUACACAGAAAGACUGAGAAAAUCAGAUGACUCUGACCUUCCUCCAGAUGUCUCUGUGGGAGCCUCUUCCUGCAACUAUUCAACCUCCCCUGAAUAUAAACAACUCAAAGGAGAGAUAUCCCCAUCUUUCAUUAAUCCAAGCCCACACCAACUUUCCAGUGAUGAAGAGGAAGACCAGAGAGGCAGCCACUCACAAGAAGAUGAUAAUCAUAAAUCAUCCAAAAGGAACUCUCAUAGACAAGAGAGCUACCAUAUCUCCAGUCAGCUUGGUGAUGGAAGUGGGUCUCACCAUUUCCCUGGCACAAUGGCAGCUGGCCUAGGAUUAGCUGGAGAAGAGACUCCACCUACUUCUGUAAGUGAAUCAUUACCCUCACAGUCUGACUCUGAUGUUCCACCUGAGACUGAAGAGUGCCCAUCCAUCACUGCUGAGGGUAACCUGGACUCAGAUGAAGACACAGAGCACCUGCCAGUGGAUAAAUCGUCCUCCUCCAGUGGUGGAGGUAAUCAUCAUUCACCCUCACCCAGAUUAUCCCAAGGGUUUCAUGAUCCACCACCCGCACCCCUGAAGGACCCAUUCCCGCAUCCCCCACAUCCAGAUGUUUGUAUGGUGGACCCAGAGAUUUUGUCCAGUGACCACAAUCGUGGCGAUAAGCUGCUCAGAAAGGAUCUGAAGACUAACAAAGGUGUACGGAAGUCACUUGGGAAGCCAAAGUCAGCUUCCCCAGUUCGUAAAACUGAGACUAGAGUUAAGAAAAUGUUCACAUCAAUAAAGCCGGCUUCUAAGGACUCUUUACCGCAUACUUCUUCAAUAAAAAAACAACAGUCAGAGAAAUUAUCCAAACCAAGCAGGUCAUAUGAUAACCAGGGAUCCAGAGGAGAAGACAGGGAUGAAGUGUCCAGAUCUAGCCAAAAUCCAGGAAGAGGACUUGUGAAUGGCGUCAAGAACAGUGCAGGUUCUAACUUUCAGAAGUUGGGUUCAGGUGUGCCCCCUGGACCACCUAUUUAUGUAGACUUGGCCUACAUCCCCAAUCACUGCAGUAGCAAGAAUCUAGACCAGGAGUUCUUUAAACGUGUGCGUGCAGCCUAUUAUGUGGUGAGUGGAAACGAUGCAGCCAAUGGAGAACCAAGCCGCAGAGUACUGGAUGCUCUGCUGGAAGGCAAAGCCCAGUGGGGCUCCAAUCUCCAGGUUACAUUGAUCCCCACCCAUGACACAGAAGUGACCCGUGAAUGGUACCAACAGACCCAUGAGAGGCAACAGGAUCUCAAUAUUAUGGUUCUGGCCAGCAGCAGCACAGUGGUCAUGCAAGAUGAGUCAUUCCCUGCCUGCAAAAUUGAGUUUUGAGCUCCUUCCUUCAGCUUUCUUCCCUGUCUCUCCAUCUAUGCUACCAGUGUCUUACAUGGGUUUGAAUAUAGAAACUCACAGGUUGCUGGUGAUGACAAUGACGACAAAGCCUCUUGUUUUUCAUGUACAUUUUAAAGGGUUAUGUAUAACUUGUUAAUAUUAUUGUUAUUUCCCAGCAGACUAAUGGUGGCUGUAUGCAUUGGUUUUGGUUUAUAAAUACAAAACAUUACAAAACAACACAGAUGUCAAAUGAUAGGGCAUCCAGAAGUUGGGGCAAUGCUGCAAUGAGUAGCAUGUCUCCACAGGGCUUUGCAAGGUGGAGGACCCAGAAGAAACAGAUUUAUAUCCUAUGUUAUGCCAUGUUAUGCCUUUUUCCAAUAAAAAUUAACUGGACCCUGUUCACGGCAUCACUAUACUAUCUAGCCAGCAUCCCAGUCAUUGUUUCACUUAAAACUACACUAAUUUCCUUGUCUUAAUCCCAGGAUAAAUUGGUACUAUUAAUCUGGAAAUGGCACCCAGACACUUGUAGGCCAAAUUUAAAUGCUGUAAUUGUCUACUAAUGACAGCAAGGAAAAGGUUGAGCUUUCAAAACUGAUUUUCCAACAUCUCUAUAUACAUGACAGCUCUUAGGACAGCCCUUAUACAACAAAGCAGAAAAUACAAAAUUACACAACUAAAACAGUAAGUAGGUUUCUAAUCUUUGAAUUUGUGCCAGACAUUAAAAGGUUUUGGAAUGUUCAAUUAAAUGCCUUGGUUUGUGGUUAUAAUAUAGAAGUCUGGUGGAUGUAAUAAUUACAAAAAAUUAUGUUUAGGAGUUCCCCACCGGUUAUAUUGUUUAUUCAGUACAUUGUAGUUUCAGACAGGUAGUUAAAGCCUAAUUAAAGGCCAAAAACCCUAAGAAAUGUAUUCUUUGUAUCGCUUUUGCUCAGACCUGCAUUACACAAAACUGAAUCAUUGUAAAAGGUUCAGUGUAAAAUAAGUGUUUUUGAGAUGUAUCAAUGUAGAUGGUCUGCUGUGCCCCCUAGCUGAGCCUCCUUCUGUUUCUUUCAAGAAAGACUAAAAAUAAGUAGAGUUGCCAUUGUUGUUUUUCAGCCUUGAGUUAUACGAUGCAAAUUGUAGUGUCUCUGAUGUGGAAUUAAUUAAAACAGUCUUUUUUGUAGAAAUGACUGGUACACAAAAUUGUUUCUCGUAAACACAUAAAUAUGUGCAUUCUACUACCAGAGCAAUUGCUGUUAUGUGGCAAUAUUACAGUGGUUACUUGGGCACAUUAGUGAGGCUACUUGCCUAGACAAUAUUGUCUCUCUCCAGCAAGUGGAUCAUGUCCAAAGCUUAAACAGCCGUUCAAGGUUAUCAGUCACGCAUUUUUGGGUUGGAUUAUUGCAGAUGUAUAGAGUUGUUAAUAUCUUUGAAUUUUUGAAAGCACAGGAAGCAUUAUCCCAGGCAACACAAAGGGAAUCUUGACGUGUGUAUCACCACUCCAGUUGAACUGGUCAUGUGUCUGCUGGUUUGUAAAGUCUAUCUGGACUGGAUUUUGUUAUAAACAACAACAUGUUGGAGGGAACAUGUGGGGCAUGGACUUAAUCAUGGUUGUUGGCAUUAGUAUCACUCACAUGCGUGAGCUUCAGCUCUGGAGUGACAUUUAGGAAGGCCCUGCUGGAUGGCUUCUUCUUACCCAUGCAGAACCAGGCCAUAGUUCAGUAAAGUUAAAGGAAAUGUCAGCCCUCAUGGGAUUAAUUGCUUAAAAAUUUCUCUAGAUAAGCAACAUUUUACUCAAGAAUAAUGUCCUUGCCUGGGUCAAGGCUGAACAGAGGCCUAUGGCAAAGGUUUGAAGUGAGAGAAAAGCACACACAGGAGGGAAUCAGUUAAAGGUGAUUUUCACAGUCAUGUGAGCAAGUAGCUGCAAGUGAGUCUUUGAAAUAUUACUGCCAAUGUACUAAAUGUAAAUAUGCUUUAAACUGAUGCAGCUAAAUCAUUGCUAGCCCUAAGUGUGUAUAAAUUUGAAUGCUUUGGGGUUGUUUGCGGUUGGCUACAGUUGCACGACAGGGUUUGCAUAUGUCAGCUCUCAUACAAUUUUCUCAGUAAAUGUAUAAUUAGUAGUUUUUUUAAUGUUUGUAAUACAUGUUAUUCAUUGAUAUUUGUGUUUCAAUUAUGCAGUUAUAUUUUAAAAUUCAGUCGCUUCUCAACACUAGUUGAGAAAUGAUGUUUGUUAUAUUUGCACUAAAGUUUUAUUUUGGAAAUGGGAGUGUAGCAUCAAGGUGCCUCUUUCACAGAGAGAACUCCUGUAUGCGUCCUUUGUCCGCCUCCUUGGGAAGGUGAUGUACAACAGUGAUUCUUCGUUAAACUGAUCCAGCAGAUGAAAUGUGGAACAAAAUGUAGUUUAUAGUGUGUGUUGGGAUGGAGUGGCAUGGGCUUGUGAAGGCAGGCUGGGGGUCACUUUCACCUGAUCCAGCAGGGGAGUCUACACAAGAAACCAUGCACUAGAGCACUCAGUGCAAGGUGUCUUAAAGACAUGCCUUAGCAAAUUAGACCUGUUGGACUUUUUUGUGUCCCAAGACUGAUAUCAUGCACUCCAGCCUAACCCCAUAGAAAAUACAUGCUUUUUCUUUCUUUGUGACAACAGUGAUUUACUUUGGUCGUGUGUUUUCUUAGUUACUGUGAAAUGAUCGGGCUUUCCAGUUCAUCCGCUUAUGUGUCCGAAUACAGGGGGCAUGGUUAAAAAAUUAUGUUCUUCACACUAGAUACCAAAAAACACAACUUUUGCUUCUACUGUUGAAUCCCAGAAAUGCACCUCGCACAGCCACAGCAACUGGUAUUAGACCCCAAAACCACAGGUUUUGUUUCUGUCAAAAGAUCCCAUAAAUUUGCAAUUCCUAGCACUUCUUAACUACUCAGAACCAUGUGCCCCAGUGAAUAACAAAAUAUUUUGCAGUUCCAGAGGCACAAUCUCUCACUUGAAACGACAUUUUUGAAUGUAGCAAUGCAAUGCUAAUAUAUGCUAUUAAUGGAUGAAUGAGUCAUGUAACUCAACGUGUUGGUAUGGAAAUGAGAAAUAUGACCCGCACUGUGAUCUGGAGCUUUAACCGUGUGAGUGGGAAAAUGUGUCAUGGGCCCUGCAGUUUUGGUGAUGGAAUGGGGCCCACGAGUGUGAUGUUAGUGUUUCUGUAAAGACUAUGUUUGCUGUGGUUAUGCAGCUUUGACAGGUUAUUUACAGUGAGAAAAAGAAAGCCCUUUAGUCAUGAUGACUUUUGGGGAGGUUUAAAAUGUAUUGUCACUGCCCUUCCAACAAAUUCUUGAUGCAACCACCACAAGGGUUGAGAUGCCCAAACUGAGCUUAUACAAAACACGUAAAAUAAACAUGCAUAGGCUGCCAGAGGAAAACAUUCUUUUUAGCAGAUACAAAUGUGCUGCAAUUCAUUUUUUCAAGAAAAAAGUAAAUUGUUCACAUGAACACCUCAUCGAGUCCUGUGCAAAGUCAGCUCUCAGUCGCAAUAGAAAAGCCUCACCUGAUUGAUCAGAUCAAUGGCAGCCAGAGGGUUCUGCUUGUUCAUGCAUGUGAUCUCAUGACUUAUAAUCUUAUAUGUAAUAGCUAAAGAGGAAAUUAAACUAAAUGUUUUUAAAAUGGUCUUAAUGGUACCAAAACGGCACAUGUGGCCUGGCUGUGUAGUCAAGAAGGCACUGUGAUAGGUAGUCUGUGCUGCGCUGUAAAAUUAAUCUUAGUUCAUCUGUUCUUUUUUUGUGUGGAAAAACUCUCUGUAUCUCUUUAAAUUUAAAGUAUAGAACUAAUUGAACUACUGAAAUUAAUGGGGAAACAUCCUGGUGUUCAAUAAA
Messenger RNA from Scleropages formosus (Asian bonytongue), 13149 nucleotides. Its product is annotated as microtubule-associated protein 1B-like. Gene Ontology annotation, cellular component: cytosol; microtubule associated complex; synapse. Gene Ontology annotation, biological process: microtubule cytoskeleton organization; regulation of microtubule depolymerization; dendrite development. Gene Ontology annotation, molecular function: actin binding; microtubule binding. Lineage: Eukaryota; Metazoa; Chordata; Actinopteri; Osteoglossiformes; Osteoglossidae. The record is from RefSeq and is a predicted model, not a curated record.